Molecule: messenger RNA, 3174 nt
Organism: Caenorhabditis angaria
Lineage: Eukaryota; Metazoa; Nematoda; Chromadorea; Rhabditida; Rhabditidae
Source: the annotation of a GenBank genome assembly
AUGUUUUUAUUUUUCCAAAUAUUUUUGAGUCUUUCCACACUGAUGAUAUCAACAUGUCAAGAAAAAAUCACAUUUAUUUCACUAACAAAUGCAUUUCUGGAAAAACUUGGAAACGAAACAUUUUAUAAUCGAUUUGCGGCACCUACACAAUAUGACGGUAAGAUUUGAUUAGAUAGUUCAGGAAGACACAUACAUAGAGAUCUUCUAGGUAAUUUUUGAAUUCAGUAAAAAAUUUUUUUUCAUUUUCAGGGAUUCCCACGAAUGUCACAUUAUCCAUGUUUAUUGAAGGAAUGAGUUCAUUCAGUGAGUUUUGGGUUACGGUGGAUAAAUUUAAGAUAUUUUUGAAUCUUUGUGAUUUUACUCAUAUUAGGUACUAUUUUCAGGUGCUCAAACAAUGGAUUAUAGUCUCGACGUAUAUUUUCAAGAAGAGUGGUAUGAUCAUCGUUUAGCUCAUAAUGAUACCGCUCCGAUUUUGGUGCGAGAUCUGGCGGUUUUCAAGAAAAUGUGGCACCCAGAUGUAUAUUUUGCUAAUGCAAGAUCAGCAGCUUUUCAGGUACUUCGUUUUUUUUUGCAAAUAAACAUUACCCAAAAAAUAUGCAAAUUGUAUUUAUAUUUUGCCUCCAGGACAUCACCGACGACAACUUCCUAGUUUGGAUUUUUCCGGAUGGCCGAGUUUGGUAUGACGCGAGAAUUUCAAUUGUGAGUUAAGUUGAAAGACUUCUUUCUGUCAAAAUAGAAACUAAAAAAAAACAAAAGACUUGUCGUAGGUGAGCUCAUGCAAUAUGGAUUUGUGGAAGUAUCCUUUGGACUCGCAGGAAUGCGCUUUACGAAUAUUGUCAUAUGCAUAUCCAAUAACUGUUCUACGUCUACUUUGGUCGACUAAAGAUAAUUUGCCAGCAAUUGACAGUAAUCCUGAUAUCACAAUGCCUGAUAUGACCUUGAAAAAUAUUAAAACUGGAUAUUGUAAUGGAACAUAUGCUACUGGUAAAAUACGGGGAAAACUGAAAAGUUUUAUAAAAAAAAUAAACAAUUUGAAAGAAAAUAUAAUUUUUUUUUGAUUUUGAUAGGGCCCAUGUGAAUGAAGUUUGCUAAUUCAAAUAACUUCAAAACAUUUUUUAGGGGAAUGGAGUUGUAUGACAGCAACAUUUUACGUUGAACGAGAAAGGAUGCAUCAUAUAAUGCAAACUUAUGUCCCAACUGCUCUAAUAGUUGUAAUCUCCUGGUUCAAUUUCUGGCUAGAAAUUGAUUCAGCUCCAGCAAGAGUUUCUUUGAGUAUCACCACACUUUUGACAAUUUCAACACAAGCAAACGCGCUAAAAUUGGCACUUCCAGAAGUCAGUUAUAUGAAAGCUAUUGAUGUUUGGAUGGGCUUUUGUAUGGUAUGUUUGAAAUCAAAACCCUUCAUUUUCAAAAAAAAACCAUUCAGGCAUUUGUGUUUGGAGUAAUGAUCGAGUUUACGAUUUGUCAUUAUGCGAAAAAUCUGGAAUUAUUACGAGGAGAUGCUCAACCAUCAUUGCUUGUCGACACAGCUUUGUCAACGCUUUUUGGAGCCGCAAGGGAUAUUGAUGAUCUGGUGCGAAAAGUGAAAAAAUCAUUAAAAACAUCAAGAAUCCUUUUACGUUUCCCCUAUGCAUGAUUUUUUGUGCGCUUCUUAUUCUGUUCCAAAUGUUCUGUCAUUCAAAAAUAAUAAUUCAAAAAUGUUUCAGAAUGAAGAGGAGAUUGCGAUGCGACCAUCUUUGAAUUUUCUUAAUCCAGAAGAGCCCAGAUUAAGAUCCUUAAAUCAUCAAGGAAAUGAUAUCGCAGCAAAUGGCACAAAGUGAGUCACGGUUUUUCAUUGAAAUAGUAGAUACCUUUCACAGAAAUUCAGAAAAAUUAAUAAAAUUGUUGGGACCAAGCGUGAUAUUUCGAAAUAAUUUUCUAAUUUUCUAAUUUUUUGUGAUAAUUAGCCACGAGUCAAUUUUUGAACAAAAAACUUGUAAUUUUCUAUGAAAUUGAUUGUAAUUCUUGUUCUUAACAUCUUACGAGAACGCAGACUGUUAAAUGCAGAUCUUUUUUUUUAAUUGGUAAGUUACAGAUUUGGAAUAAUCCAAAAUUGUAAAAUUUUAUUAACACUGUUAAAAAACAAAAAUUUGUGUUGUUGGAUGACGUCAUCCCGCCCGAAUAAAAAUUUCGAUUUGAGCGGGUAGCUAACAAAAAUCUAAAUAUUUAUUUUCGAAAAAGUAAAAAGUUACAGAUUUGGAAUAAUCCAAAAAUGUAAAAAUGAAGUCGAUGAGUUGAGACCUAAUUGUAAAUGACACUUCCUCUCAGGCUUAGGCUUAGUAAGCCACCCAGAAGCAACAGAUAAUUAUACUCCAGCAGGCCUUUUAAAACAAGGAAAAUUUGCAAACUUAAAAAAAAAAGAAAAAUACAAAUCGAACUGCAAUUUUUUUUGCGCUGCAAUAACAGGCAAAAAAAAGCGAAAAAAGCAAAAAGUGAUCUGCAGGAAGUGGGAUUCGAACCCACGCACCCAUACGAGUACCAGAACACCCAGUGUACCUCGAACUCACGAGGCAAGCGAAUUGCACGCUUGAGUCUGGCGCCUUAGACCGCUCGGCCAUCCCUGCAUGUUUUGAGAUGCUAGAAAAAUCUCUAUAGAAAAUGGGGAAAAAUGAGAGAGUGAGACGGAGAGAAAAAAGUACAAAGAACAUUUUUUGAGAGUUUUUUCCUUGCAAAAAUUAUUUAAAUUGAGCUUACUUGCAGGUAUUUCGUUGGUGCAGAUCGAAUGAAACGUAAACGAUCAAAAGCAUCACUUUCACGUCUCAGACAACAGGUAGCAAGCAUGCGUCACGCCGUGAGUUUUUCGCUUUUUUUUUCAUUAAGUUUGUUUUCUUGUGAUUUUUUCAGUUAUAAUUUUACAACAAGUCUGAAUAUGAUGAAAAACCAAAUUUCACAGUUCCAAUAAAAAACCGAUAAAUUAAUUUAGACUGUUGACGUAUCUCGACGAGCAUUUAAUUGGACUCGAGCACUUCGAAAUUUACGUGGUCGACGUGUUGCACAACGGAUUGAUGAAAGGUAUUUGAAGUUUCUUAAAACAUCAGUGAUAAAUCUAUAAAUUCCAGAUGUCGAAUCAUUUUCCCACUGGUCUUCUGUUUAUUCAACUUAGCUUAUUGGAGUUUUUAUCUUUUGUUGAAUUGA